UAAAGUUCUGUGUUGGGGGGGCAAAAACCAAACCAAGUUUGAAAAUUGAGUUCAUUCAUUCAGAUUUGAACAAUGUGGCUGAAGGUUGUUCUUCUCCUUGCAACGCUUUCUCUUUUUCACUCGGCAGCUUCUCUUAAUAGGAGCAGUUUUUCCCCAGAUUUCUUCUUUGGAACAGCUUCUUCAGCUUUCCAGUAUGAAGGUGCUGCACGUGAAGGUGGCAAAGGCCCCAGUAUAUGGGACACAUUCACUCAUAGCCACCCAGAUAGAAUAGCAGACCACAGUAAUGCAGAUGUUGCCGUUGAUUCAUACCACCGCUACAAGGGGGAUGUGGCUAUGAUGAAGGAUAUUGGAUUCAAUGCCUAUAGGUUCUCCAUCUCUUGGCCAAGAAUACUACCUCAUGGAAACUUGCAGGGAGGAGUUAACCGAGAAGGCAUUGCCUAUUACAACAAUCUCAUAAAUGAUUUGAUAGCAAAUGGACAACAACCCUUUAUAACUCUAUUUCACUCUGAUUUCCCUCAAGCUCUUGAAGAUGAAUAUGGUGGUUUUCUGAAUCCCAAAAUUGUUCAGGAUUUUGCAGAUUAUGCAGAAGUUUGCUUCAGGGAAUUUGGUGACAGGGUCAAGCACUGGAUUACAUUAAAUGAACCAGUUCUAUAUAGCACUCUAGGUUAUGGAAAUGGUGGAUCCCCACCCAAUAGAUGCUCCAAGUGGUUUGCUAACUGCACGGCUGGUGAUUCUACCACUGAGCCCUAUGUGGUUACACACAAUCUCAUUCUUUCUCAUGCUGCAGCAGUAAAAGUUUACAGGGAGAAGUUCCAGGUUUCUCAGAAGGGUCAAAUUGGGGUAACAUUGAAUUCUGCCUGGGUUCUGCCACUUUCUCAAUCAAAAGAGGACAUAGAAGCUGCAUAUCGAGGUCUUGCUUUUAUGUAUGACUGGUUUAUGGAACCACUUUACUCCGGCACAUAUCCGGCCAUAAUGGUAAAGAAUGUUGGAGGACGUUUGCCAAAGUUUACCAGAAGUGAAUAUUUGAUGGUAAAAGGGUCCUUUGAUUUCAUAGGGUUAAAUUAUUACACUUCAACUUAUGCAACUAGUACUUCUUGCCCACGUGAAAGACCAACUGCCUUCACAGAUGCUUGUGUUACACUUACCUCUAGAAGAAAUGGAGUUCUCAUUGGUCCAAAGGCAGCCUCAGAUUGGCUGUAUGUCUAUCCACCAGGAAUUCAAGGUCUACUAGAAUACACCAAGGAGAAAUUCAACAACCCUGUUAUUUACAUAACAGAAAAUGGAAUCGAUGAGCUUAAUGAUGGAAAAAUGGUACUAAAUGACAGAACAAGGAUAGAUUACUUCAGUCACCACCUUCUGUAUCUUCAUAGGGCCAUAAGGAAUGGAGUAAGGGUGAAGGGAUACUUUGCAUGGUCAUUGUUGGACAAUUUUGAAUGGACUGCUGGCUACAGUCUUCGGUUUGGACUGGUGUAUGUGGAUUACAAGAAUGGACUGAGAAGAUACCGUAAAAGAUCAGCUUUGUGGUUCAAAAUAUUUCUUCACCAAUGAAUUGAUGGGGUAAGGUAAAGAAAAGAAUAUGCUGUUUUUCUUUCUUAAUCCUUGUCAUUUGCUUUGGGCCACUGUAAGAACUAUGCAGAUUGACUUUGAUGAUUUCUGAUAAUCUAUCUGUAACUUCCAUUAA
Molecule: messenger RNA, 1681 nt
Organism: Vigna angularis (adzuki bean)
Lineage: Eukaryota; Viridiplantae; Streptophyta; Magnoliopsida; Fabales; Fabaceae
Product: beta-glucosidase 24
Exons: 13
Coding region: 73-1548 (491 amino acids)
Biological process (GO): carbohydrate metabolic process
Molecular function (GO): beta-glucosidase activity
Source: RefSeq, a predicted model, not a curated record